Emericellopsis atlantica is the source of this 1577-nucleotide messenger RNA. RefSeq lists its product as uncharacterized. The record is from RefSeq and is a predicted model, not a curated record. The coding region runs from base 131 to 1378 and encodes 415 amino acids. The transcript is spliced from 3 exons. NCBI's taxonomy places the organism in Eukaryota, Fungi, Ascomycota, Sordariomycetes, Hypocreales, Bionectriaceae.
GGCCAACAUUGUUCUGCGGCUUGGCAUAGUCAAAACAGACUACACCCGAAACUUGAUUCAUUACCUUACCUAGUACUUAUGAGGAGUAUCACCCACGAUACCGAAAGCGAGCCUGUAGUUCAUACCCAGCAUGUAUGCUGCGCGGCAUAAUCAAGAGAAUCUUGCACAUUCUCGUCAGGUCCCCACGAAGCAAGCACCAAGCAGCAGAAGUGCCCGAUUCGCAGGAACUCCCUGCAACGAUGGCUACGAAAACGCCAAACCAAUCCUACGUAGUGGCAAAGGCCGGGAUUUUCCUAAGACGCCCAUGCAAGGGCAAGCAAGAGCGCCCUUAGGAGCCAAAACAACGAAUGCGAAUGUCAAGACAGGUCAGCCUGCUGGCGAAAAGACGGUUUUAGCCGGCAGCAGAAGCGCCGUUACCCAAAAACCAACGACAACAAAGAAACAAUCCAAACCAACGCUGGCAGUAGAACGAAAGAGCAUCCUUGUUAUACAAUCGGACGACGAAGAGCCCGAGUACGCGCCGCCUCGACCUUUUGAAGCGCCUUACCAGUCUGAUCUUCUGCCGCCCGGUGGUCUGACGUUCGAAGCAUUUCAAAACGACAAGCUCCUACGCGGCUACUACGAGAAUUUCGUCAAUCCCGUCGAUGAAGAUGGCAUAUCUCUCCACGACAAAGGUCUCCGAACAGAGAAAGCGAUUGCUCUGCGAAAGGCAGAGGCAUACAAUGAGGCGCAAUUGCAGGACUUGGACUGGGGCAUGCUCGAUUUGAAGAGCGUCGGGCGAACCCCGGUGAAGGCCAGCGGGGCCCCCAAAACUACUCGAGUAACAGGACAGGUCAAGCCUCGAGACACAGCACGUCGUGGGCGGUUGUCGACAACGAGAUCGACAACAGCUGAUAGGAGAAACCCUCCGCCAUCUAUUGUACGCAAGCAGCCCAUGAGCACUGCAGCCCCGCUCCGGACCUUACCCAGGAAAGCCUGGAGACCGUUGGGAAACAACGGGCGCGGUGGCCCAAAAUUGUCUGCUCACGAGGACCGAGCUCGAAUUGACGCCCCUGUCAAGUCAGCGAUAACGACAACGUUGGAGCAUAUCAGAGAUACAAGAGAUGAAGCAUCAUCGGCUGCUCCAUAUGGGCGUAUCCGGCGCGCGGCUCUCCGCUCCGGCACAUCCAUCACCUCCGACAAAUCGGAGAAGAACAAUGCUUCAGCGUCCACAGCAUCUAAUUCCACUGCUCCGCGCAGAAACGGUGCAGUCUCAGUACUUGAUUUCGCUUUCCUGAACGUUGCCGACUCGGAGAGUGACGACGGUGGGGUGUUACCUGGUAAUGAGCUCCUUGUCCUAGACGAGGAAGAAGACUUUCAACUGCAGCCCAUCGCGUAAGUCGAAAGCUUGAACAGUUGUCGCGCGAUUGUUCGGGCAUGGCACUGCGUGAUGAGAUUUACCACAUUUUGGUCAUUCGUCUAGAAGCCGCUUCAAGCGGCAAGCGUUAGUAGCGUCACCCAAAAUAAUAUUGAAGCUAGCUCAUGCGACAAUGAAGAACCAUUUUUGUGUCUCCUAAAGAGAUUCUCAAGUUGUCCAA